Molecule: messenger RNA, 438 nt
Organism: Salvia hispanica
Lineage: Eukaryota; Viridiplantae; Streptophyta; Magnoliopsida; Lamiales; Lamiaceae
Source: RefSeq, a predicted model, not a curated record
AUGUGCCACUUACCAGUGGGAAUUGAGCACCGAGCGUACUGGGCAGUUCAACAUGUUAACAUGGAUGCUAGAGCCUGUGAGGAGGAAAGGAAGCUGCAACUACAGGAGCUGGAAGAACUCAUAUUGGAGUCAUUUGACUCAGCCAUGUGGUACAAGGAGAAAACGAAGAUGUGGCACGACAAAAAUCUUAGGACCAAGGAUAUCCAAGUUGGCCAGAAAGUACUACUCUUCCAUUCGAGACUGAAGCUAAUGCCUGGGAAACUCUGGUCAAAAUGGGCAGGACCUUACAUUAUCUCCGCACUACGUGCUAAUGGAGCGGUCGAGAUUUCAGGGAGUAUCCCUAAUUCUGAACCUUUUGUCGUAAAUGGGCAUAGGUUGAAAAUAUAUAGGGAAAAUGCAGAGAUGUGUGUAGUGGAAGAAAUUCCUACAUUUUAUUAG